Otolemur garnettii (small-eared galago) is the source of this 2952-nucleotide messenger RNA. RefSeq names its product nuclear receptor subfamily 1 group H member 2 (gene NR1H2). The coding region runs from base 263 to 1630 and encodes 455 amino acids. NCBI's taxonomy places the organism in Eukaryota, Metazoa, Chordata, Mammalia, Primates, Galagidae. The transcript is spliced from 10 exons. Gene Ontology annotation, biological process: cell differentiation; lipid metabolic process; negative regulation of transcription by RNA polymerase II. The record is from RefSeq and is a predicted model, not a curated record. Gene Ontology annotation, molecular function: RNA polymerase II cis-regulatory region sequence-specific DNA binding; nuclear receptor activity; zinc ion binding.
UUGCCGGAAGAAGUGGCGAAGUUACUUUUGAGGGGACUGAAGUGGUGGCGGCGUGUCAGGGGCUACAGAGGAGGAGGAAGAGGAACAGAGUGAGGGGACGGAGCCAGCUCGAGCCUUCCUUGGAUGUUUCCAGGGCAACGGGACUAGGAGACCCCCGCGAGAGGCUGCCCACGAGACCCCCGCCCGCAGUCAUGAGCCCCGCCCUCUACUGGUGCUCGGAGAGGGGCGGGACCUGGAGCGAGGCUUUUCUGUGACCCCCACCAUGGCCUCCCCCACCAUGAGUUCUCUGGACACUCCCUUACCUGAAAAUGGCCCCCCUCAGCCUGGCGUCCCCUCUUCUUCACCCACUAUAAAGGAGGAGGGUCCUGAGCUGUGGCCUGGGGGCUCGGACCCUGAUGUCCCAGGCACUGAUGAGGCUGACUCAGCCUGCAUCGUGGUCAUCCUAGAGCCAGAUGAGGAACCAGAGCGCAAGCGAAAGAGGGGCCCAGCUCCGAAGAUGCUGGGUGAUGAGCUUUGCCGCGUUUGUGGGGACAAGGCCUCUGGGUUCCACUACAAUGUGCUCAGCUGCGAAGGUUGCAAGGGCUUCUUCCGGCGCAGUGUGGUCCGCGGUGCGGCUGGGCGCUAUGCCUGCCGAGGCGGUGGAACCUGCCAGAUGGACGCUUUCAUGCGGCGCAAGUGCCAGCAGUGCCGCCUGCGCAAGUGCAAGGAGGCAGGGAUGAGGGAGCAGUGCGUCCUGUCUGAAGAACAGAUCCGAAAGAAGAAAAUUUUGAAGCAGCAGCAGCAGUCCUUACAGUCACCUGUGGGGCCAGGGGGCAGCAGCAGCUCAGCCUCUGGACCUGGGACAUGCCCUGGAGGAUCUGACGCAAGUGGCCAGGGCUCUGGGGAAGGAGAAAGUGUCCAGCUAACAGCGGCUCAGGAGCUAAUGAUCCAGCAGUUGGUGGCAGCCCAGCUGCAGUGUAACAAACGCUCCUUCUCUGACCAGCCUAAAGUCACGCCCUGGCCCCUGGGUGCAGACCCCCAGUCCCGAGAUGCCCGCCAGCAGCGCUUUGCCCACUUCACGGAACUGGCCAUCAUCUCAGUCCAGGAGAUUGUGGACUUCGCUAAACAGGUGCCUGGCUUCCUGCAGCUGGGCCGUGAGGACCAGAUUGCGCUCCUGAAGGCGUCCACCAUUGAGAUCAUGCUGCUGGAGACAGCCAGGCGCUACAACCAUGAGACAGAGUGUAUCACUUUCCUGAAGGACUUUACCUACAGUAAGGAUGACUUCCACCGUGCAGGCCUGCAGGUGGAAUUCAUCAACCCCAUCUUCGAGUUCUCCAGAGCCAUGCGGCGGCUGGGCCUGGAUGAUGCCGAGUAUGCCCUCCUCAUCGCCAUCAACAUCUUCUCAGCAGACCGGCCCAAUGUGCAGGAGCCAAGCCGUGUGGAGGCCCUGCAGCAGCCCUACGUGGAGGCGCUGCUCUCCUACACACGUAUUAAGAGGCCACAGGACCAGCUGCGCUUCCCACGCAUGCUGAUGAAGCUCGUGAGCCUGCGCACAUUGAGUUCUGUCCACUCGGAGCAGGUCUUUGCCCUGCGGCUCCAGGACAAGAAGCUGCCACCUUUGUUGUCUGAGAUCUGGGACGUUCAUGAGUGAGGGGCGACCACUUUGCCCCACAGCCUUGUCUGACCACACUCUUAACAAAUGACGCUGUCAUCCCUUCUUCCUCCUGGGGUGGGAGGAGGUCCUAGGCUAGGCCUGCAGUCCCACCUUGCUGCUGGCCCUGCCAGCCCUCAGCGCUUGGAUAAGCCCUAGUCAGGGUCCAGGAGGCACCCUCCCUGCCCACAGAGUCUUCCAGAAGGUGUGGAAGGGUCAUAGGUCUUGACCUCUGGCCCUACCCAGCAGCCCUCCUUACCCAGCUUACAACUUAAGCCUGCCAUGCAAUGCACCUUGAACAGAGGGAGGAGAGGGCCUAUGGCUCUCACAGCCCAAGAGGCCAUUGGUCCUCCUCUUCCUCUGCUCCUUUUAUUUAAUAAAAACUAAAACUAAAGACAGAAACAGGAAAAUAAAAUAUGAAUACAAGCUAGCCUUGAGCCAGAGUGCCAGAAAUGAAGAGGAUGUGAUCUUCAUUGACCCUGGCCCCCUGAGCCUGAUUUAGUAGGUGGGACAGGGGCCUUCACAAGCUGGUGGGGGUCCUGGUGCAGGGUGAUGUGUGAUGGCUGCUGUGGGGGUCCAGGACAGGGACCUAACAGCCUCAGGGUCACCUGAGGAUAAAUGGGAUUUAGGUGAACUUUUGUCCAGUCAACAAGUGUCUUCUGAGGCUUGGGGCCAGGCUACACUGGAGACUCUGACAUCGUCUAGCAACGGGACGUGGGGCAUUACACUAUGUCAGACACACUGAUAGGCAAUGGAAGCAUCAGUGAACAAGAUAAAGACCUUCCAGACACUGGGAGGAUGGACGAGGACAGAACAGAAAGGAACAGGGGCUUUAAUGGUAGCAUGUGCACUGUGGGAACUAGAGGAAGUGAGGCAAGAUGUCACAAAGGAGGUCUCUGUUGGGACCUAGAACAUAAAAACCAAGGGGCUGGGCCUCCAAGUUGGGGAAGCUGAUGGGCAAAGUCUGAAAGAUGAGAGGUCCUGCUGAGUUCAAGGUAAGAGCAAACCAGGAAGCUCUUCCAGUGCCUCCUAACCCCAGGCCAGCCCCUUUAUGGGGUAUAGAAAUGAGUUGGACGCACAGCUCUGGUCAAGGGCUAGUGGAGUAUUUGUUGCACGGACGGAUGGGCUGGGCACUGAAAGGUACACUUAUUUAGGGUGGGGUAUGGGACAGUGGAAAUGAGGAAUAGUUAGAAACGAUCAUUCUAUUACAAGUAGUGUACUGACUGGGUUCUAGGUGUACCCUUUGAGCUCUGAGUCUAGUUUGCAGAUGGAGAAACUGAGGCCAAAGACAUGGGAACAGUCCAUAGCACGAUCAGGUGUUG